Symbiodinium pilosum is the source of this 301-nucleotide messenger RNA. The record is from the annotation of a GenBank genome assembly. Lineage: Eukaryota; Dinophyceae; Suessiales; Symbiodiniaceae.
GUUCAACAUAUCCGCCAGCGAGUUCGAUGCAGACGGUGUUUCCCCGACCGUGCAGGCCUUCCUUGCCCAAGUUGGAACCUUUCUUGAAGUUCCGCCGACCAACGUCAAGGUGGACUACCAGGGCUCCAUGAUGCACGUACAGAAAGCUAGCUUGAAGCCGGAAGCCUUUCAGGGAUUGCACUUGCCCAUAGCCAUAACAGGCGGCCUCAUUGAGGAUCUGUACGUGGAGGUCCCUGGUGGUGCCAAGGAGCCUGGUAAACUGUCUUUUGCCUCCCGCAGCCACGGCCGGAUGCGCAUUCAU